Molecule: messenger RNA, 2629 nt
Organism: Seminavis robusta
Lineage: Eukaryota; Bacillariophyta; Bacillariophyceae; Naviculales; Naviculaceae
Source: the annotation of a GenBank genome assembly
ACUCUUCGUGGGGGCGGGCUGUACUUACUUGAGCCCCAGCUGGCUAGGCUUACCGUAGCUAGCUAGGCCUUAGGAGCAAUCGAAACCGUUGUAUUAUCAGGUUGGCGCCUCGGAUGCAUUUUCCGUCGCACCUCUUCUCUACAUGUAUCCGAUUUCGAUUUCGCUUGUGGAAAUGUUGUGGCACGUGACAGCUCACGUGACCAGGUUCAUUUUGUUGUGUGCGGAAUAAUGUUUUUCACACGAGCAGCUCGUUCCCUGUUCACUGAAUACACUGUCCGUGGAUUAACGCCAUGGGGUCAAGGACAAACAAAAUUCGCAGUGCACGCUACCUCCGUUGAGCCGCUUGCUUGCUUGAUGGAUGGAGAAGCCAAGAUGAUCGCUCACAAUCCUGAGAUGGUCGCCCCUCAACAGUCAAACAGAAACAAAGAGCAGAAACAACGAUUUUAUUAAGGUACUAUGGUUAAUGUAGCCAUUGUGGGAGCAGGAGCCGCUGGUCUUCAGGCAGCAUUGACAUUGCAGAAUGCUGGGAUGACUUUUCAGAUCUUGGAGGCAGAUUCGAAACUUGGUGGUCGUCUUCAAAAACGAGAGGGGUUUGCGGAUUUCCCCAUUGAUGUUGGUGGUGAAUGGAUUCAUGUCAAUCCCAGCAUUUUGAAUGAUCUUGCAGGACAGACAGUCACCAAUACCAUCAACACAGUAGCCUAUCUUACGGAAUAUGAUGAAUAUGAAGAAGGUUCCUGGAAUACCUUACCAUAUCAAAACCAAGAUUACAAGUUCGUGGGAUAUACAUGGGCAGACUUUUUCAAUGAUCAUGUUGCCAAUUCUGGUGUCAAGGACAGCAUUGUCUACAACUGCAAUGUAAAUGCGAUCGACUAUUCCAGCUCUCCGGUUACACUUGGUUGCACAAGUGGCUCUACUUAUACAGCCGAUCAUGUCAUUGUCACAGUGUCUACAAAAGUUCUUCAAGACAACGACAUAUCCUUUACACCUACCAUCCCUUCCAAUGUGCGGAGUGCCAUUGACAAGUACAUUCUCAUGGAUGGUCUCAAAGCAUUCCUUAAGUUCACAUCCACAUUUUAUCGUCAAGGCUUUUCUCGAGCUGUUGAUUCUCAGGGUGUAACCUAUGGGGACAGAUACUUCUAUGACAUUACCUUUGGACAAUCAUCUUCUGAGCAUGUCAUGGGCUCGCUCGCGGUUGGACAGCCAGCAUCCUCGUAUGUCAGUCAAUCUGAACAGCAAGUCCUCAAGUCCAUCUUGGUGCAGCUUGAUGAGCUCUACAACAACCAAGCAACGCCGGCCUAUAUUGAUGGAUUUGUCCAGAAUUGGAACAAUCAGCCCUACGUUCGUGGGGCCUACACUCAUUUGGGGGAUAGGGACUAUGAAUCCGCCAUCACUACGAUGCGAACUUCGUUAGGAGAUGGCAAGGUUUACUUUGCUGGAGAAGCCAUUCCAGCAGACAAUUAUGAAUGGGGAUUUGCCCAUGAAGCUGCCAAAUCGGGACGCUCAGCGGCCAACAAGAUUAUCAGUGCCAACGGUGGAACGACAGAGGCGCCGUCUCCGUCUCCAGAUCCGUCCUGCUUUUCAAAACAGGCCACCGUCAAAGUCCGCGACCGAGAAGGUCCAACACCGAUGACACGUCUUGCACGAGGAGAUUGGGUAUUGGUGGAUGCCACAACCAACAAAUACGAGCCAAUCUACGCCUUUGCGCAUUGGAAUGAAGACAAGCAGUCAGAGUUCCUGCAGCUUACUACUAGCAGUGGCAGCAAGCUGGAGCUUACGGGAGAUCACAUGGUCUUUGUAGUUGGACGGCACCACCCCGUUCCGGCACGGUCAGUGCAAGUAGGGGAUCUCUUGGUGUCUGGUGGGAGCAAUGACACGUACGACACUGAUUUGGACCUGUCAGGAGGUCUUGUGACUAUGAUUCAAACAGUGCGCAGGACGGGGAUCUACGCACCAUUGACUCCUUCUGGAGCUUUGGUGGUGGAUGGUAUAUUGGCUUCAUCUUAUGUGGCAUUACAACAAGAGAGUCUCGAGUUUGUCCAAUGGCACGAUGGCACCACAAUCCCUCUUCUUUCCCAGCAACGCCUGGCCCAUUGGGGUUUGGCUCCAUUCCGCAUGAUUUGUACCACACAACUUUUGACGACGACUGCUGCAGCAAGUACUCUUUGCGAUGCCAGUGCUGACAACCAUGGCAUGCCGGCCUAUGUGAGGAUGGGGCUGCAGCUCAGUCAGUGGGCAGACCAGCAAAGCAAAUGGACGCAAGUGCUCCUAAUCUUUCCCCUCUUCUUGAUUCUUUUGGGUAUUCUUGCUUCCGCAGAAGUGCCGUGGUAUCUGGGGGUCCCUGGCUUGGUGACGUUGGUGACUCUUCUUUAUGUGCAUCUUGUUGCCAAACAUUGCAAUGUAUCCUUUUCUGUGCAAAGGAGCAAGUCAGCUCUUUGCUUUCAUCGAAUACUCAAAGCGAAAAAGUAGGCUCUAAGUUGGUCACAUUUUCAAACUACACAACCUAACUGGCUAGCCAUAUAAGUAAAGGAUCAAUAGUGACGGUACACACAAAUGACCGUGUUACCAAUACUGAGCCGAUCCUGAUUGUGCUCCACGGUACUGGAGUCUCUUCCAGCUUGCGAUUGGUAAC